Molecule: messenger RNA, 2712 nt
Organism: Rattus norvegicus (Norway rat)
Lineage: Eukaryota; Metazoa; Chordata; Mammalia; Rodentia; Muridae
Gene: Prdm14
Product: PR/SET domain 14
Biological process (GO): positive regulation of flagellated sperm motility; positive regulation of stem cell population maintenance
Cellular component (GO): nucleoplasm; nucleus
Molecular function (GO): RNA binding; chromatin DNA binding; histone methyltransferase binding
Source: RefSeq, marked validated
CUUCUACUGCCUCCCUCUCCAAGUACCCUGAGGCCGGGUCUGCUCACUCCCUCUUAAAAGUCGGCAAAGCCCUCGGGGGUUUUCGGAAGUCUAGGGUCCUGAGACCCAGCGGGUGCCGCCCUAACCGUGGCGGGAGAUCGGUAAAAUUCAUCUUGAGAUGGCCUUAUCGCCUUCUCGCGAGACCCAGUCCCAGGACAGGGUGAACUACCUGCCCCAGAGUAGCCCCCAGCACCUGACUACCUACUAUGCGCCUGUCCCAGGCUACAGCCACUUCGGGAACCUCGCCACCACCGAGGAGGAUUUUCAGCCUUGGAAACUGACGGCUGCAGUGUUUGAGUCCCAGGCAAUGGCCCAGCUUAAUGCUUUUCGGAUGACUCCUCCCUUGUUGAACCCGAGUCUGGCUGUGCAGAGCGAGCCGCUCUACAAUCUGCCCUGGUACAAGUUGUCACCAUGGUAUUCAAUUCCUCAAUUCACUCCUGAGGUACCACAAUUUCUAGACAGCACUAAGCAUGAGAACGGCGGUUCCAGCAGCGAAAAUUCGGUCCCAGUCGGCGGCCAAAUCAACAGAGGCCAGUUGUGGGGAGCUGAAAAUUUACUUCUGCCGUCCCCGGUACUUGCUCUACUACCUGAUGGAAUUAAGACUUCCCACUCAAUAUCUGUCCCCCAAACCUUGAACCAAGACGGGAAGCUGUCUUUUCGCGGCUUCAGCUUCACAGAGGAGGAACUGCGCUUCGUUCUGUAUGGAGCCAUCGCUAGUCCGGAGCACCCAUCUGGCCUACAGCACGCAAUUUCAGGCAUCCUGGUCCCCACAGAGAGUUCUGGGUCAAGUCAUCUUCGAAAAACUCUGGACAAAGACUCCCUUCAGCUUCCGGAAGGUCUCUGCCUCAUGCAGACAGCUUUUGGUGAUGCCCCACACUUUGGUGUGUUCUGUAGUAACUUCAUUGCCAAAGGAGUGAGAUUUGGACCCUUUCAAGGUAAAGUGGUCAAUGCCAGCGAAGUGAAGACACACAGGGACAAUUCUCGGAUGUGGGAAAUUUUUGAAGAUGGUCACCUGAGCCAUUUUAUCGAUGGCAAAGGUUCCGGGAAUUGGAUGUCCUAUGUCAACUGUGCUCGAUUCCCCGAGGAGCAGAACCUGGCCGCAGUGCAGCACCAGGACCAGAUAUUUUACGAGAGCUGUAAAGACAUCCACCAGAACCAGGAGCUGCUUGUGUGGUAUGGAAAUUGCUACGAGAAGUUUCUGGACAUUCCCAUGAGCCUCCAGGUCACUGAGCAAGAAGGCAAACAGCUAUCUGAGCCCUGUGAGGAGUCUGCGGAAGGCUACAGAUGCGAACGCUGUGGGAAGGUGUUCACCUACAGAUACUACAGAGAUAAGCACCUCAAGUACACUCCCUGUGUGGACAAGGGGGAUAGGAAGUUUCCAUGCUCUCUCUGCCAAAGAUCCUUUGAAAAGCGUGACCGACUCCGGAUCCACAUCCUUCACGUACACGAGAGGCACCGGCCCUACCUGUGUUCAACGUGUGGGAAAAGCUUCUCACAGUCUUCCAGCCUGAACAAGCACAUGAGAGUCCACUCUGGAGACAGGCCGUACCAGUGUGUGUACUGCACGAAGAAGUUCACCGCCUCCAGCAUACUCCGGACACACAUUAGACAGCACUCUGGGGAGAAGCCCUUCAAGUGCAAACACUGUGGUAAAGCUUUCGCAUCCCACGCUGCCCAUGACAGCCACGUCCGGCGCUCACACAAGGAGGAUGGCCGGAGCUCCUGCAAUAUUUGUGGGAAAGGCUUCCUGGAUCAAGAGGCUUUCUAUGCCCAUGUGAAGCUUCACAAAACCUGCUAGCUCUUUGAGAGCAAAGCCAGUUCAAAACCAGGAACUCUGACUCUAAUUCCUGGUCUGUCUCUGUCAUGUGGACACAGUUGAAGCGUUCAGUAAGAAUGUGGAGAAUGGAGUCAUUGAUCAGAAACACCAAAACUCACAGCAUCCACUCAGACCAGGGCUGGGAAUAAAGUUCUGGAUCCUGUGAUAAUGAAGAAAGGUUCCUCCUCUCCUGUCUGCCUUGAACACCCAGUCAUACAAUGUCUGUAUCCAGUGACUGUUCUUUUCAGAGCAGCGACUUCAUUUACAGAUCUAAUUUUAUUUUAUGUGCAUGAGUGUUUUGCCCCGUGUCUAUGUGCUGCAUGCCUGGUGCAUAUGGGAGGCCAAAGGCAGACAUCAGGUCCUCUGGAACUGUAUUUGUGGAUGGCUGUGAGCUGCCAUGUGGGUACUGGGAAUUAGACCCAGGUCCUCUGCAAGUGCAACCAAGACUAACAGCUGAACCAUCUCGCAGCUCCUACUUUUUUUUUUUUUUUUUUUUUUUUUGGUUUUGGUUUUGGUGGUAUUGUUUUGGCCUUUCCCUCCCCGUCCCCUUAAGCUGGUUUUAAAUUUGUCAAAUAGCUGGUGCUGACCUUACCUUGAAUUAUAGGAUUAAGUUGCCACACCCAAGUAAUUCCCCCUACCUAGAGAUUUGGAAUGUUGUAGCUAAGUCUUCUGUGUAGUAAUGCCCUUCUUGAUUUGGGCUCAUCUCUCUCCUCACUGAGCAAUGAAAAUGCCUGCUAAUACAUGUAGUACCAGACAAAAUCAUUUCCAGGGCACAAACUUUCACCAAUUGGGAAAGAAAAAUUAUAUCCAAACGAAGAAAGGCUGAAAAUAAACAUUCACGAUACUCUGGUUUAAAA